Elgaria multicarinata webbii is the source of this 2588-nucleotide messenger RNA. It is a transcript of the gene METAP1, whose product is annotated as methionyl aminopeptidase 1. The coding region runs from base 57 to 1217 and encodes 386 amino acids. Gene Ontology annotation, cellular component: cytosol. Lineage: Eukaryota; Metazoa; Chordata; Lepidosauria; Squamata; Anguidae. Gene Ontology annotation, biological process: proteolysis. The record is from RefSeq and is a predicted model, not a curated record. Gene Ontology annotation, molecular function: metalloaminopeptidase activity. The transcript has 11 exons.
CCCGGUUGCUGCCGCCUGCCUGGGUCGCUCCUGUGGCGGCGGCAACAGCAAGCAGCAUGGCGGCCGUGGAGCCCCGAGUGUGCGAGACGGCGGGGUGCAGCAGCGAAGCCAAGCUGCAGUGCCCAACCUGCAUCAAGCUGGGCAUCCAGGGCUCCUACUUCUGCUCGCAGGAAUGUUUUAAGGGAAGCUGGGCUACUCACAAGUUGCUACACAAGAAAGCAAAGGAUGAGAAAGCUAAGAGGGAAGUUUCUGCCUGGACUGUAGAUGGUGACAUUAACACAGAUCCCUGGGGUGGCUAUCGAUAUACUGGUAAACUCAGGCCGCAUUAUCCACUGAUGCCAACAAGGCCUGUGCCGAGUUAUAUUCAAAGGCCGGAUUAUGCUGAUCACCCCCUAGGUAUGUCUGAAUCAGAACAGGCCCUUAAAGGAACUUCUCAGAUAAAGAUUCUUUCUUCAGAGGAUAUAGAAGGGAUGCGAGUAGUGUGUAGGCUUGCUAGAGAAGUAUUAGAUGUUGCUGCCAUGAUGGUGAAGGCAGGUGUAACUACUGAAGAAAUAGACCACGCUGUUCAUCUAGCGUGCAUUGCCAGAAAUUGCUAUCCAUCACCGCUGAAUUAUUAUAAUUUUCCUAAGUCUUGCUGUACGUCAGUGAAUGAAGUGAUCUGCCAUGGAAUUCCAGACAGGCGACGCUUACAAGAGGGUGAUAUUGUUAAUGUGGACAUUACUGUUUAUCGUAAUGGCUAUCACGGGGAUCUUAAUGAGACAUUUUAUGUUGGAGACGUUGAUGAGGGUGGAAAGAGACUAGUCCAGACCACGUAUGAGUGCCUAAUGCAAGCAAUUGAUGCAGUAAAACCUGGUGUUCGAUAUAGAGAGUUGGGAAAUAUUAUACAGAAACAUGCUCAAGCCAAUGGAUUUUCAGUAGUUCGCAGCUACUGUGGGCAUGGGAUUCAUAAGCUUUUCCACACCGCUCCCAAUGUGCCACAUUAUGCCAAAAAUAAAGCUGUUGGGGUAAUGAAGCCUGGUCACGCGUUUACAAUAGAACCAAUGAUCUGUGAAGGUGGGUGGCAAGAUGAAACCUGGCCUGAUGGCUGGACGGCAGUGACACGAGACGGCAAGCGGUCUGCUCAGUUUGAACACACACUUUUGGUCACGGAUACUGGUUGUGACAUCUUAACCCGGCGGUUGGAUAGCAUUCGCCCUCACUUCAUGACCCAGUGCUAGUGUAGGCCAACUGAGAGGCCUGAACCAAGCAUCUCUUGACUCUGUACUAUGCAUUUUUACUAAAGUACAGGCUAAAGGGGGAUUUUAUCACCUGUUUCCUUCUUGUUGACUGUAGGUAAGAGAGAUGCAACCUUGCAUUUAUAUGACUUGGAUGAGCCCUGAUGCAAAGGAUUGAAAAGGAAAGAGGUUUUAGAGAUUUUCUCUGCUCUCCUGUACCCCAACAUUGUUUGAAUCUAUUUAAAAAUAUCAGUUGACCUUAUGGUGCCCCUUUAUUAUCCCCCCCUCCCCCAGCUGGGCUUCAGGUGGUUCAGUCACUACCAGUUAUCAGCUGGCAAAUGUAAGGAUAACUUUUUCAUGGUGAAUGCAAGACUUUGGAAAACAAGCCUUCCUACUUUUACAAGUGUCACCUGAGAUUUUAACAUUUUCUUGUUUCAAAGGCAAUCCCUGCUUAACUGUUGCUGAAAAGACGGUUUUAGUGGGCCAGGUUUUCAUCGGUUUAUAUUUUAGGGGUGGAAUUAGGUACUAGAAAGUGUUACCUAGUACCGUGCCUACAUUCAGAGUUUUGCUCUGUUUUUCCCUCUGGUUGCCUCUGUUGUGUAACUCUAUGGAAGUAUAAAAGCUACCUAUUAACUACUGGGCCUGUUUCUCUUUGGCUGACAAUUGCUAGUGGUGGUUCUUCGUCUGUGAGGGAGGGAGAAAAUUACUGAGAUUACGUCUGGUUCAAGCUUUUACCAAAAUGCAGCCAAUAAUGUUCGAAGUGUUCACUUGUAGAAACUUUUUUUAGGGUUGAAAUAGGCAACAAAAUUGAAAUAUGGAGAGUUCUCCCAUAUAUAUGUGUGUUCUGAUGAUGGGCUUGUCCCAAAGAAAUGAGGCUGAUCUUUCACAGUCCACUUUUGAGCUUCUUUUCAGUCUAUGGUAGCUUUGUUUGUGUGUGUCACCAUGCUCAAGUUGCUGUCUACCAGGGGACCACUUAAAAUCAGCAUGGUUGCACCAUGACACUACAAAUGAUAUUUUAGAAUUUGUGGCAUGUUACUGUCAGGAGCUGGACUUAAGGCUGUGUUUCGAUCGCCACUCUGUUAUAUAUAUACUUUCAAUCUGUGAUGACCCCAAACAACUUCACUACAGAUUGGAGGAGAAAGCUUUCACUAAUGAUCAUUGGAAUUGGUCUACAAAAAAGAAACUGCUACAUGUUCCUUGAUGCAGCUGUAACAUCUGGCUUUUUUGCUGGAAUUUUUUUUUGGGGGGGGGGGCAUUUUGAACAAAAGCGGUAACAUCCCAGCUAGCCACUGUGAUGUUUCAUCAAAAGCAAAUGGUUUUAGGCAAAGAAUGCACUUGAAAGAAGCGAAGAUUGGAACUUUCUAGUCCAGUCUG